GCGAGUGUUGUUAUCGACGAUGCAGUGGCGGAUAAGCAGAAUCCUAGCAGCACGUCUGCUGGUGAAGCAGAUGAUCCUGGAAAUGGUGCUAGUACAAAAACAACAACAACAAACAGUGUUUCGAAUAACGUCGUUGACACAGCAGCUCAACGUCUUCGGGACAAGGUUAUAUCUUCAGCGUCUACAACUGGUACUACUACUACGCAUAGCGCUGCAACUGCGACAGACCACAGUACACAGUCGAAUGGGGCACCAGCAGACGACGGAGGCAUGAUCUACGUGACCGAAGACCGGUGUUCUACCCUAACAGCUGUAGGGGACUUGGCGUUGGUCUUGAGCAUUGUGCAGUAUUUCCUG
Messenger RNA from Amoebophrya sp. A25, 357 nucleotides. The record is from the annotation of a GenBank genome assembly. NCBI's taxonomy places the organism in Eukaryota, Dinophyceae, Syndiniales, Amoebophryaceae.